Molecule: messenger RNA, 5361 nt
Organism: Cyanistes caeruleus (blue tit)
Lineage: Eukaryota; Metazoa; Chordata; Aves; Passeriformes; Paridae
Source: RefSeq, a predicted model, not a curated record
AUGAACGCCUCUGCCCGGAGCUCAGGUGUCCACCUGGGCCUGCCCACGCCACCGGAGGAGCCGCACACCAAGGGCCGCGGUGCCCUCCCCGCCCGCACUCAGGCAUCUCGAACCACACAGGAGGAGGCGGCGGGGCCCGACGUGCGGCGGGGACCCGGCGGCAGAGCGGAGCGCAGCGAGAAGCUGGCGCUGUACCUGGCCGAGGUGGAGAAGCAGGACAAGUAUCUGCGGCAGAAGGGCCGGUUCCGCUUCCACAUCAUCCCCGACGGGAACUGCCUGUACCGCGCCGUCUGCAAAGCGGUGUACGGGGACCAGCGGCUGCACGGCGAGCUCCGCGAGCAGACCGUGCACUACAUCGCCGACCACCUGGACCACUUCAACCCCAUCAUCGAGGGCGACGUGGGAGAGUUCCUCAUCGGCGCCGCCCAGGACGGGGCCUGGGCCGGCUACCCGGAGCUGCUGGCCAUGGGACAGAUGCUGAACGUGAACAUCCACCUCACCACGGGCGGCCGGCCCGAGAGCCCCACCGUUUCCACCAUGGUUCACUACCUGGGGCCCGAGGACCCGACACGGCCCAGUAUCUGGCUGAGCUGGCUUAGCAAUGGGCACUACGAUGCUGUGCUGGACCGCAUGUGCCCCAACCCAGAGUACGAGGCGUGGUGCAGACAGACUCAGGUACAGCGCAGGCGGGAUGAGGAGCUGGCCAAGUCCAUGGCAGUGUCCUUGUCCAAGAUGUACAUUGAGCAGAAUGCCUGCUCAUGAGACCACCUGAGCCGCAGGCUGGGAGCUUUGCUGCAGGGACUGACAGAGAGAAGGUGUGCUGGCUGUGAUGGUGAUGCCUUAAUCCUUAAUGAAGCAGCAGCACCCCAGACUGAGAGGGACUGUAGGUUGUGGGGGAUAAAUGCAGACGUAUUUGUAAUAUUCUCUUGUAAAAACUUAGCCUCGGGUUAUUUGCAAGCAGAUUUCUCUGUGUAUGUUUGUGUCUCCCCUCCCCACUGUCUAUUUUCUAUAAGAAUGUAUUUUUUGCACACUAUUUUUAAACUGUUACCUCCAUGUUCUACAUCUUACAUUAGUAUCUGGCUUUCAGCUGUACAGCCAAAAACGUUUGUAAACAGUUUUUUGUAAAUAAGGCUUAUGAUGUAACAGCUAUUUUUUGCUGUGUUUUUUAUCCAUAAACCUUAUAUUUUUACCAAAUGAAGUUGAUGUCAAACAGACCCCCCUAGUCGAGGAAAAUAUUGUGGGUAUUUUCUUGCAAAAUUAAAAUAAUGGCUUUUGUAAAAGUGCAGCAAAGUGAGAACAGACUGCUUUUAGGAACAGUUGCUUUCUCUGCCUGGAGCACAGAACAGGUCGUUUGAGCCAGUUGGAAUGCAGCUACACGUGAACAGUGCAGGGAGCAAUUGACUCUUCUGUUUAUAAUUACUGUUUUGAGUAAACUGGCCUCUUGUUGCCUGGUUGGCUCACCCUCUGCUCCAUUUAUAUUAUUUAUCUAUAAUAACAGAACAUUAACUUGCAAUAGAAUGUUGUGACUAGAUAAUAGUCUCCUGCUUUGGCAGUAAUUGCCUUGGCUGCACCUCAGUGUUUGUGUUCUUGUUUCUGGGGUUAUGGUGUCUUUCGUAUAAGCCCUGCUUCUUUUUUGGCACUGAUGUUUCACCAACAAGUCAUUAUCUGAUCACAACAUUUUAUUCACGUGACUUUAUUUUCUAAUCAAGAAUUCAGGAAUGGUAUUCUACAUUAUGGUUUAAAAGAAAAAAAAGUACUUAAAUUGAGGUUUGUAUGGUUUGCUGGGUCAAACAUUUAAAUGUUUCCAAUCUGGAUUCUGUCUCUUCUACUUUCUGAUUAACUUGUUAGAUAUAUUUAUUAAGUAAUGCAGUUUGUACUUUUUUAUUUUGUAAUAUAUUGUGAUUUUGGAAUUUAUACUGUAUUUGUAUAAUAGGAAUAUUCACAGCUAAAAUGGAAUGAAUAAAGAAUAUAAUUUUACUUGUGCUCUUCUUUUCUGCCCUGUACAUUCCUGCUGUGGGUGGGUUUACAGGACCUUCUAUUUAGCUUCUCUGCCUUAGUGUCCCCGAUGAAGAGGAGGAAAGAAGGGACACAGUACUUUACAAAUGUGAACCACUGAUAAUUCUGGUGUCUGUCAAUAUGUGAAAGAAAGAAAUGCAAGCAUUUAAAGGCAAUCAAAUAUCUGUAAUUAUUUUCUUACUGCAAGAGAUCUUAGUGUAUCUGCUUGCUGGAGAGAAACAGUUUUCUGUAUUAAUACACCUUAGAUGAGGAGUUCUCAAGCGUAGUUAAUGAGCUGGUGCCACCAGGGUUGGUGGUGAGCCAGCUCUCUGCUGGUCUGUGCACACUUGGGCUUGGACCUUGGUCUUUGGGAACCUCCAUUCUGCAUUUAGCCCCAAACUUGCUUAAGAUUUGUCCUGUCAGUAGUGAUACCUUGGCACCCUUUUGUCACUCAAAUAGAAGUAAUGUCAUAGGGAGAUACAGCUUUUUACUCCCCUCACAAGAUGGAAAUGCCUUGCAAGUUGUUAAAACGUGUUUACAAACGUGCACGUGUGUUUACGAAUCAGUCCCUGAUCUCAGAAUAGUAAAAGCCCCAUCCUUAAACAACAGAAGGGUACUGGGUUAAAGUGAGGAUUAGAAAGUAACUGAAUAGCUGAAAUGCAUCGCUCUUAGUUGAGCACAUGUGAUAAAGAGCUGCUGGACUGGUGUAUAUAUUGGUUACUGGUUUAUGUGGUACAAAGAGUAGAUUUAAAUACUACGUUAUUUUCAAAAUACUGGUAAAUACAAUAUUUUUAUGAUUCUCUAUACCCAGUUGUGCUUUUUCUUUAAAGUACAAACAAUGAUGGAAAAACCCUGCCAGUUGUUCUAGUUCUAGUCCACUACUGCUUAACCCAUGAAUCUUUAGCAAGCUGAGUUUUGAGAGCACAGCAAGGAUGCAGUCAUGGAUGUGUUCAUAAGGAAGCGAGGUAGUUUAUGGGGAAAAUGGCUACUCACAUGACUCUAAAAGUGAAGAUAUUAAUACAGCAUCACUAAACAUUGGUAAUGUGUUGACUGAUUAAAAAUAUUGUAUCCAAGGCUGCCUAGGUGUUUGGUUGGAUGUGAUUAAUUCAUUCAGAGUUGUGAUGGUCCCAAACUUUAAAAAAAAAAACCCAAAUGCCCAGAAACCCAAAACCCAAAAACCCAAUUUUAGGUCUUUUAAAAUUAUCAUUUUCAGCUGUGUAAUGAAUUGUGAUCAGAAAUUUUGUGUGUGUUUUGCAACACAUACCUUAGAAAUGCUCAGUAAACUAAGUGAAAAGGAUUGGUACUGCAUAGUGUUCUCUCUGUGCCAUUAAAGUGGUACUAAAAUAUCACAAAUAAAUAAAGUACUGUUAAAAACCAACCAUGCAGGACCCUAGGAUGGGUUCCCACAGAGUUCCUCAGCAAUUUAUCUACUGCAUGAGUCACAGGGGCAUAUAGAUAACUUUAAGGAAUUUAAAAAACUAGGUUACUUGUUGAACUAGUUUGCAAAGACACUGAGGGUGUAUUGCUGAAGUGUGUAACAAGGCACUUGUUUUUGCAGCUUGCGUUACAUACUGUGUCUAAAAGGAAAUUACAAAAAUGUCAUUUUGGAUGUUUUGGGCACAUGGAAAGUUGUGUUUUUUUUGAAUAGCUGUGCUGUUUGAAGUUCAGCUGAGACACCAGGUUCAGAUUCAAGCUAGUGGUGUCUUGCUUGAACAGGAGUAGAAGCGGUUCAAGGGAGAAAUUUUAUGGAAGCAGUGAUCCUAAUGUGGAGCUUUACAAAACUGCUUAUAACACUACUCUUGCCCACAGGAAAAGCAGAGGUAGAGGCACGUUUUCCUUUACUGUCCUCUGUUCAAUAAUUCCAGUAACAAGGGAAGGACAGAUAUUGUUCUGGAUCAUAAUUUCAGUGCCUGAUUAUUUUAACCUUGGCUAAUCAGUUGCAUAACCCAGCUAAUCCUUAGACCUGCCUGGGGACUGUGGUCAACAGACUUUUUAUUAUUGUCAGUAAGUCAGAAAAAGAGCUUGAUUUUUCAGUAUGCCACUUGUGUGGUUUUAUAAGUCAGGUAGAAAAUGCUUUAAUUCUAAACCGGGCUAGUGUGAACUUCAGUCUGUGGGAGCAUAAGCUUUGUGAUGCCAUCUUUGCUUGUAUUUUAUAACAGAAUUGUGAAAUAGUUGACAUGUUGAAUGCUGCAUUUCAGGAUUUCCUUAGGUUGCCAAGAUUAUGACAGUCUAUCACUGAAUGUGCAAGGGAUAUGUUAAAAUUGUCAUGUGUGUUAAACAGACUUUGUUACAUGAAGCAAGGCUUGCAAGAGCUGAAUUGGUUUGUGAUGAAGGAAUCCCAAAAAUAAGGGUGAUGGGCAAGUAGGAAAGGGAAGAUCUAUGUAUCACUGUUUUCCAUCUCAGUCAAGGGCUCGCUCUUCAAAAAGUUUAGUGGGUGACACUUUGUGCUUAGCAACUUUCUUAGGACACAUAAAAGUUGUCUAAUGCCAGCUACUGCAGAUUAUCUGUCCUGUUGUAUUUGGUUGAUACGUUACAUGUUACGUAAAUAUUUUACAUUAAUGCACUUGUAAAUAAAGGUGUGUUUCAGUACUUGUUUUACAUCUACAAAAUCACCUGAAUACAAAUAUUUCUACUGUCUGCUUUUGCUUUUAUGAUGUUGGAAUUGCUUGGUAGGAUUUUUGAGGAUAAAAUUUCAAUUUUGUUUUAGUGAUUUGUCAGUGUGCUCAUGCAUAGCUUCUGAAUCCAAGCAGAAAAUGAUGACAGACAUCUUACAACAGAGGCAAGUACCUGGCAAUAACUGUUUUUUGCUUAUGAUUUGCUUAUACUCGGUUAUAUUUAUUCAACAGCUUAUUGAUAUGCAGUGAUAAGUGUUCCUAGGAUGUUGGUGCAAAAUUGUGUGAAAUUAAAAAUUUCCUGAGCCUCGGUCUUAAAAAGAUUGUCCCAUUUCAGAAUUGCAUGGCUGUGUGAAAAUACGCAGCAUACGGUGAGACAGUAACUGUUUAAAAGGACAUCAGCUCUGCCAAAUGCAAUGGUGUAGUCAUCAGAACCUUUUAAAAAAGCAGAAAAAUUAAAACUUUGAUUUUUGCUAACAUACAGGCUGAUUUGUAACAUUUGUAACAUGUACAUGUGUGUUUCAGUUAAAAAAAAAAGUGGCUUUUAUAUAUCCUGUUCAGUUUUAAUUUAUAAUCUGUUUUUUUUUUAUAGCAAGUUUAUAUUAUUAAUGGAUAAAAAGAUACAGCAAUGCAGUAAUAUAUUGUACUUCAGCCAUUUAUUCCUGGAGUUAGUAUUUAAAAUCUGUUUAUACAAGGAAACCUCAUACAUGAUAUUCAGAUUGCAAAUCAAUGGAAAUAAACCACUGUCACGUUC